AUGAAUUUGUCCGAAACGCAUCCUGCAGAUGCGUCAGAUUUGUGGAACGACCUCGAGUCUCGCGGCUAUGGCAUGUACUACGAGAAGCUGCUCUUCUGCGAGCAGAAUCCGAUGAUCGUGAACUCGCACGGCGUCUGGGAGAGAAUGACCGAGCAGGUUUCGGGUCUGCAGGUCUGGCAGUAUUCGCUUCCGCUUCUCGAGAUUGCCUGCGUUUUGGUCCUCGUCCUUUGGCAGUUGUUCCAUUUCUCGUUCAAGAAGCUAGGCCUUCGGAUUCCCAAGUUCACCUCCAUGAUGCUCGCUGGAGCGGCCCUGAGCCAAGUGAGCCUUAUGAACGAUGGAUCGACUGUAAGGCAGAUGCUAUUCCCGGACGACCGUAGGCCUAAAGUCGCUGAGACGGUAGGAGCGUUCGCUUUCACGUUAUACUGGUUCCUUGAGGGCGUGAAAAUGGACUUUGGUAUGAUCAGCAGGCAAGGGCCGAAAGCCAUCGUGACGGGAAUCACCACCAUUAUUCUCCCCAUCAUGGUUGCUAACAUGGUUUUCGGGCAGAAACGUCAGGUAGGGACAGAAGCUCUGGACGCAAUGGAGAUCAGAGUGAUGAUAUUCAUGCAGAGCAUCUCGGCCUUCACGGGCAUUUCCAGACUGUUGAGAGAUCUCAAGAUCAACCACACCGAGUUUGGAAGGAUCGCUCUCUCGUCUGCAAUGGUGGCGGAUAUCGUCAGCUUCGCCAUCAACCUCUUGGCUCUGAUGAUGUGGACAGAAAAAGAUAAGAUAACGAAUGUGUACUGGCAGAUCGGGGGUGCCCUAGGGUUUAUCAUGGUGAUGAUAUGGGGUAUAAGACCGGCCAUGUUCAUGGUGAUCAGAAGAACACCCGAGGGAAGGCCUGUGAACAACGUCGUCGUCUACAGCAUCAUCUUGUUAGCUUUCUUGGCUUACAACUAUUUCGGAUUCUUGGAGUUGCUCCCAGCCAUGGGACCGUUCAUCGUGGGUUUAGCCAUUCCGCACGGCCCUCCCAUCGGAUCAAUGCUGGUCCAGAGGUUCGAAUGCAUCAACACCGGCAUUCUCUUGCCGCUUUUCGUGUUCUUCGGCAUGUUGCAGGUUGACGGGCCGUGGUUGAUCCGCCAGCUUCAGGGGUUAAGUGUCAUGCGAGGCCAAUUCUUCGAGGUCACGUCUCUUGUUUUCGUCAUAUUCACGGUCAAGUUCAUCGCCUCCACCAUCCCUCCGUUCUUUGCGAAAAUGCCUCUCAAGGAUUCCAUCAUUCUCGCUCUCAUUCUCACCAGUAAGGGAAUCAUCGAGCUCGCUUACUACAUGUAUGCAGUCGAAGUAAGAAUCAUUUCGCCAAAGACGUUCACAACAAUGACUGCAAUCAUUCUACUCUGCGCCUUGUUUCAGCCGAUCUUGAUAAAUUACCUCUACGACUCGUCGAAAAGAUUCGUAUGUUACCAGAAGAGGAACGUAAUGAGCCUCAAGUUCGGGUCGGAGGUUCGAGUUCUUGUCUGCAUUUACCAAUCCCACCACAUAACCUCUAUGAUCAAGCUUCUGGUAGGUUCCUUCACUUCGGGAGAGUUCACUCUCGCCUGCUUCGUGCUUCACCUGGUGGAGCUUGUCGGCCAAGACAAUCCCCUCUUCAUCUCUCAUAAGAUGCAGAAGCCGAAGCCCGGAAGCACUUCUCUCUCCGCCAAUGUCAUCGUCGCCUUCACAAACUUCAAGCAGAACUUCUGGAAAUCUGUGUCGGUAGAUUCCUUCACUUCGGUCUCCAUCCCAAGAUACAUGGACCAGGAGAUUGCUCAGCUCGCUCUCGAGAAAGUUACUUCCUUUAUACUCCUUCCUUUCCACCGGACAUGGUCCUACGACCAGACAACGCUUCUGUCCGACGACAACACCAUCCGGAACGUCAACCUAAACAUCCUACGGCGAGCGCCUUGCUCGGUCGGGAUCUUCGUUCACAGAGAAUACAUCAGACCAACGCCGAAGACCCAUCACCCGUCUCUCAAGAUUUGCGCCGUAUUCGUGGGAGGGAGGGACGAUAGGGAGGCAUUGGCGCUGGCCAAGCGGAUGGCGCAGAAACGGGAAGUGAGCCUGACGGUGCUGAGGCUGGUCCCGGCGAGCAUGGCGGGGAAAUGCACGGGCUGGGACCAGAUGCUGGACGCGGCCGAGCUGAGGGAAGUGGUGAUGAGGAACAAUAAUGGCGGGGACCAGGGCGAUCAGAGUGGCUGUGACGUGGAGUACAUGGAGGAGAGAGUGGCGGACGGAUCGGAGACAUCGAGGGUGCUCAUGUCGGCGGCCAAGUUCUACGAGCUGUUCGUGGUGGGAAGAGGCAGCGGUCUGAACAGCGAGGUGACGGCUGCGUUGGGCGAUUGGGUCGAGUUCGAGGAGCUGGGUGUGAUCGGCGACUUGUUGGUCUCGCGCGAUUUUCCGCACAAGGCGUCGGUCUUGGUGGUUCAACAGCAGCAAAAUGUAGCCGUUGGUUAG
Molecule: messenger RNA, 2469 nt
Organism: Tarenaya hassleriana
Lineage: Eukaryota; Viridiplantae; Streptophyta; Magnoliopsida; Brassicales; Cleomaceae
Product: cation/H(+) antiporter 5
Exons: 3
Coding region: 1-2469 (822 amino acids)
Biological process (GO): regulation of pH; proton transmembrane transport
Cellular component (GO): membrane; endomembrane system
Molecular function (GO): antiporter activity
Source: RefSeq, a predicted model, not a curated record